Molecule: messenger RNA, 1920 nt
Organism: Xenopus laevis (African clawed frog)
Lineage: Eukaryota; Metazoa; Chordata; Amphibia; Anura; Pipidae
Exons: 13
Coding region: 255-1367 (370 amino acids)
Source: RefSeq, a predicted model, not a curated record
CACACUGCACUCUACUACUGAUGUCAUAGGGAAGCUCAGCUUCAGACCCUGGGAAUCUCAAUGGCAAUUGCUGCACCAAUUACUGCUUGAACCCACCACAGGGCUCAGGUGGAUGAGAACUGGAUUCUGCAGUCUAACUUGGCCUUUUCCCUUUAGAAGUCACCAACAAGUAGCAGCUACAACCCUUAGCAAAUAACCUUACUGUUCUGUUAUUGUAAUCCCAUUUUCUUUCCUGCACAUAGAGAACUGAGUGAAUGAUGCAGUCAGUAAGGCCCCGCGUAACUCAAGAGGAGACGGUGCUGUACCAAGGAUAUGCUACCAAAUCCCCCCCAAAGAUGUUCCUGAAUAAGUGGAAGGAGAGAUAUUUCAUCUUAUGGACCAAUUCAGAACAAGUGUGUAACCUGGUGUAUUAUGAAACAAAUAAAGCCCGCAAGAAAAAGGGGGAGAUACCCGUCAGCGAGAUCAUAGAUGUCAAGAAAGGUAACGACGUGGCCAAAAUAUCUUCCAUCAUAAAGAUGCACUUGUGCCCACCUGAGAAUGUGCUGGAGAUUACGACAAAAAGUCGGAAAUACUACCUUAUUACUAACCACAGAGAGGAGACAGAAGCCUUAUAUACACAGCUUGUCCGCCAGAGGCCACAGCCCCAACAGCCCCAACAAGAGGCUUCUCUUUCAAUUCCCAUCCCAGAGACCAAUGAAGCCAGACAUCCUCCUGCACUUCCUAAUCCUCAUAAUCUCUGGGCUUCAUCACAAACACAAAGAAUUCAAUGGCAGCAGGAUUUCAAGCAGGACAGACCGAUCACCUACCCCAACACUAAGACCAAGAAGAGUACUGGUCAUAGGAACAAGAAAUAUCACAGCACUCCCGAGCAUUUCCAACACCCCACUCUUGAUACUUUAUUUUCAAUGUUAUCCAUGUUUCAGAAUCCAGCAAAUACAGUCAGUGCUGCGCAGUCAAACUCUGAAAGUGAAGGUGAAUGGGACCCCCGGGAGAACAGUGAGCAGGACAGCGGUGAGCAACUUCCCCUUAAAAAUGAGAAACCCAAGAGAACUCUCCAACGAAACACCUUCCGGAAGAUAACAGUGAAGAUGUCCACAGAAGAACUCAAGAAGUACUUUGAUGUUGGAAAAUGCCUACAUGUCAGGGAGUGGAAGCCCCCUGAAGAUACCAGCUUCCACUUAAAAAAGGGGGAUCUCAUUUUCUGCAUCAAUGGUUUUAGGCUGGAGAGCCGGAAAAUGCUGUUUUACCUGCUGAACUGCUGCACAGAGAAAGAGGUGAUGCUGACUCUGAUCAGAGUGGAGCCUCACUUCCAUACAAUGGGCUGCUCCUGCACUUCCCCUGGUGCCAACGAUGAAGCUUUAAAUUGAUUUUGAUUGGUCAUAUGUCCCUAAAGGAGCCAAGGAAGAGCCAAGGCCAGGCCCAGCUGUAUAGUCAUGUAUGCCGGUGCUGUGGGGACAGUAGGAAACGAAGACACAACAGAUCUCAUUAAUCAACAUGGGACCAAGCUGAACUAUUCCUGCUCAACACUUAGGGGCAGAUUCAUCUAAGUGUGAAAUUACAGUUCACCAGGGUAAAAUGUCACCCGUCUCUAUUGAUUUCUAUGAGAUUUUAUUGACAUAUUUAGCAAAUGGUGAACUCUAACUUUCCCCCCAUUGGCAAAUACGCCUCUAAAAAUCACAUAGAAAUGUGCAGAGACAGGUGAAGGUUUACUAUGGGAAACUCUAAAUCUGCCCCAAAUGUUACUCUUCUCUUGUGUAUAUUUUUACUCUACCAAAUGAUCUAUUUCAUUCUAGGCAGCCUGGCAAGGUGUGGGUUCCUUUAACAGCCGGGUACAAAGUAAAGAUGCCACACUUGCUGAUGUUUUGCUAAACAUAUAAAUCAGAACCAUGAACAGCAAAUAAAAAGAAUGUCGGUAAAGAA